This is a messenger RNA of Sarcophilus harrisii (Tasmanian devil), 7122 nucleotides long. RefSeq names its product host cell factor 1-like. Gene Ontology annotation, molecular function: protein binding; transcription coactivator activity. Gene Ontology annotation, biological process: chromatin remodeling; regulation of DNA-templated transcription. The transcript has 27 exons. The record is from RefSeq and is a predicted model, not a curated record. Lineage: Eukaryota; Metazoa; Chordata; Mammalia; Dasyuromorphia; Dasyuridae. Gene Ontology annotation, cellular component: histone methyltransferase complex. The coding region runs from base 171 to 6263 and encodes 2030 amino acids.
AGAGAAAGAGGGAACCGGUAGAAUAUGGCGCCUUCUACGGUUCCUUUCUCGAGAUCUUGAAGAGGAGGAUUAAGAUAGUGAUAGCCAGGUUUUAAGGUUUUUUCACUUUCACAAGAUUGAAAUUCGGAAACAUUAUUGGAACUGGCGGUGCAGUCAAUAUAAAUGUUCUCAUGGCCUCGGUGCCUUCAUCUCUAUUUCUGCAACCGCGUUGGAAACGUGUAGUGGGGUGGUCUGGACCUGUACCCCGACCUCGUCACGGGCAUCGAGCUGUUUCAAUUAAAGAACUGAUAGUAGUUUUCGGUGGUGGUAACGAAGGCAUUGUGGAUGAACUGCAUGUAUAUAAUACGGCUACUAAUCAAUGGUUUAUCCCUGCCGUUCGAGGAGAUAUUCCUCCAGGAUGUGCAGCCUAUGGUUUUGUAUGUGAUGGAACUCGCCUUCUGGUCUUUGGUGGCAUGGUAGAAUAUGGAAAGUAUAGCAAUGAUCUAUAUGAACUACAGGCAAGCAGAUGGGAAUGGAAGAAGCUCAAAGUGAAGACACCUAAGAAUGGGCCUCCUCCUUGUCCCCGGCUUGGACAUAGUUUCUCUCUUGUGGGUAACAAAUGUUACCUCUUUGGGGGUUUGGCUAACGACAGUGAAGAUCCUAAGAAUAACAUUCCAAGGUACCUGAAUGAUCUCUACAUCCUGGAGUUAUGCCCAGGUUCGGGUGCAGUGGCUUGGGAUAUCCCUAUUACCUAUGGAGUCUUACCCCCACCCCGUGAAUCCCACACAGCCAUUGUUUAUAAAGAAAAGGAAAAGAAGAAAUCCAAGCUGGUUAUUUAUGGGGGAAUGAGUGGCUGUAGAUUGGGUGACCUUUGGAUCCUAGAUAUUGAGACUCUGAUGUGGAAUAAACCCAAUCUUAGUGGAGUGGCUCCUCUUCCUCGAAGUCUUCACUCUGCUACUACCAUAGGAAACAAAAUGUAUGUCUUCGGUGGCUGGGUACCUCUUGUCAUGGAUGAUGUCAAAGUAGCCACACAUGAAAAAGAGUGGAAGUGCACUAAUACACUGGCAUGUCUUAACCUAGAUACUAUGGCGUGGGAGACUAUCCUGAUGGAUAUGUUGGAAGAUAAUAUUCCCCGUGCUCGGGCUGGUCAUUGUGCUGUUGCCAUUAAUACCCGACUUUACAUAUGGAGUGGAAGGGAUGGCUACCGAAAAGCCUGGAAUAACCAGGUUUGCUGUAAGGACCUCUGGUACUUGGAGACAGAAAAACCCUCAGCUCCAUCUCGGGUACAUUUGGUUCGAGCAAAUACUAACUCCUUAGAGGUGAGCUGGGGAUCGGUGCCAACAGCUGACAGCUACCUUCUGCAACUUCAGAAAUAUGAUACUCCUCCUGCAGCAGCUGCUACCUCACCAAUAAUUAAUCCAGUUCCUUCUAUGCCGGCCAACCCUCCUAAAAGUCCUGCCCCAGCUACCAUAGCUCCUACUAUACAGCCCCUCACCCAAAUGGGCAUCACACUUUUCCCUCAAAGUUCUGUGACUCCCCCAACAACUAACCCUAUUCAGGUUUUGCCAACAGUACCUGGAAGUUCUAUUUCUGUGUCCACCAUGACUAGGACUCAAGCAGGUGUUCUUAAAGUAACUGGCCCCCAACUUACAACAGGAAACCCAGUAGUCACUGUCCGGCCCUCCAGCCAAGCAGGAAAAGCACCUCUCACUGUUACUUCAUUGCCUACUGGUGUACGGAUGGUUGUGCCAACACCAAGUUCUCAAGCCAUGGUGGUGGGUAGCAGUCCUCAGAUGAGUGGAAUGGCAGCUCUGGCAGCUGCAGCUGCUGCCACUCAGAAGAUCCCUCCUUCUGUUCCUACAGUAUUAAGUGUUCCUGCAGGCACUACUGUGGUAAAAACUGUGGCAGUAUCAACUGGAACUACUACUUUACCAGCUACAGUGAAAAUGGCUUCCUCACCAGUCAUGGUAAGCAAUCCAGCUACUCGAAUGCUUAAGACAGCAGCAGCCCAAGUGGGAACAUCUGUUUCAUCAAAUAAUAGCACACCUACUCGACCUAUUAUCACUGUUCACAAAUCAGGCACAGUAACUGUGGCCCAGCAAGCCCAAGUGGUGACCACUGUUGUGGGAGGAGUUACCAAAACCAUCACUUUAGUUAAGAGUCCACUUUCUGUUCCAAGUGGCAGUGCUCUGAUUUCUAAUCUUGGCAAAGUUAUGUCAGUUGUUCAAACCAAACCUGUACAGACCUCAGCUGUAACAGGCCAGGCUUCCACUAAUCCUGUAACACAGAUCAUCCAGACCAAGGGACCUUUGCCAGCAGGAACCAUUCUGAAGUUAGUAACAUCAUCAGAUGGCAAGCCUACCACUAUAAUCACAACCACGCAGGCCAGUGGGACAGGAACCAAGCCAACCAUCUUAGGUAUCAGCAGUGUUUCUCCUAGUACCACAAAACCUGGGACCACUACCAUCAUCAAGACUAUUCCUGUGUCAGCAAUCAUUACCCAGUCUGGAGCAACAGGUGUAACCAGCAGCCCUGGAAUAAAGUCUCCCAUCACUAUUAUCACCACAAAAGUCAUGACUUCUGGUACAGGAACACCUGCCAAAAUUAUUACAGCUGUCCCUAAAAUUGCUACUGGCCAUAAUCAGCAAGGAGUGACCCAAGUUGUACUGAAGGGAGCUCCAGGACAACCUGGCACCAUUCUUCGAACACUGCCCAUGAGUGGAGUGCGACUUGUCACCCCUGUCACAGUUUCAGCAGUUAAGCCAACAGUCACCACAUUGGUAGUGAAGGGUACCACUGGUGUUACAACUUUAGGGACUGUAACAGGCACUGUAUCUACCAGCCUUGCUGGAGCUGGUGGGCAUAAUGUCAGUGCUUCUCUGGCUACUCCUAUCACCACAUUGGGCACCAUCGCUACCCUCUCAAGCCAAGUGAUUAAUCCUACUACAGCCAUUACAGUUUCAUCAGCACAAACCACAGUAACAACAUCUGGGGCUCUUACUACCCCCACCAUUACUGUGCAGCCUGUCUCUCAGCCCACUCAAGUGACAUUGAUUACACCACAAGGAGGUGUGGAAACUCAGCCAGUACACGAUCUUCCUGUCUCCAUCCUGGCUUCACCUACUACAGAGCAACCCACUGCUACAGUAACAAUUGCUGAAGCAGGUCAAGGUGAUAUGCAGUCUGGUACUGUGACUUUGGUGUGUUCUAACCCACCAUGUGAAAUCCAUGAGACGAGUACCACCAAUACAUCUACCACAAGUAUGGUAGCCAACAUUGGGGACUUUCCACAAACCACACAGGUUCAACUCAUCUGUGAUGGUCAGGACAUUUCAGCAAGUGAGCAGCAGAAUGCAAAUAUGUCAAUUUGCUCCAAUCAACUUUGUGAAACUCCUGAGACAAGUAUUAGUAGCGCUUCCAUGGGGAUUGGUGCUAACUUAACAAGCUCUCUAACUGUGGACAUGGGACAGAUUCUGUGUAUAAACCCUCAUUGUGAGACCCAUGAAACAAACACCACUAAUACAACCACCACAGCCAUUUCCAACAUUAAUAGACAAAAUGUCUGCUCUAAUCCCCCAUGUGAAACCCAUGAAACAGGAACCACCAAUACAGCUACUACAGCCACAUCCAACAUAGGUACCAUGCAGUCAGCAUCUCCCAGCCCUCAACAUGAAAAACAUAUCCAGACAGAUGACUUAUUAGUUUCAGUUCAGUCUAGUAUUAGUGAAGAGCUCAAAGGAUCUUGUUCUCUCACCAGGUCUUCUUGCCAAACUCAUCAGAGUGGCUCAACAUGCAUUACCCUGAGUAUGAAAUCCAUAGAGGUGUCUUCAGCAACCACCAUUCAGAUUUGCCAGAAGUCAUCAUCUAAAGAGAUCAUCUCUAAUAUGACUACUUCUAAGGGGUUUUAUACUCAGAGUAUAAAAGCUGAGCAAACAAGUCCACCUACUGUAGGCAAUAUGUCAGGUUUGAAGCCACUAAUUUGGCAUUCUGAGACACAGCAUAUUCACAAAACCAGUGUCCCCACUAUGGGACAGGUGAGUAUAGAUGCCAAGGAAACCAUUGAAAUACCAACAUACCCUAAGCCUUUGUGUCUCCUACACCAAGACUUGACUAAAACUACAAAAACCAUAGGAACACAACAGUGUUCUUCUCUUUGUGAGAAUUAUGAGACUGGUAUUAUGUCAGCUAUGGACAAUGUUGACUACAACCCAGCAUGUGAAAUCCAUAAAACAAAUAGCACUACUACAACUUCUUGUUUAGUCAUUAGUCAUAAUAAUAGUCUGCAGCAAACAAGCCUAAGCAACCAAGAGACAAUCAUUAGUGAGAACCAAGAGCCUCCCUAUGUUCCCAAAACCUUGACAACAGUUACAGAUUUGGUAGAGUUACCACCAAAGGUCACAUGUACUUCCAAGAACAGAUCCCCUUCAGGAGACACUUCUGGACCAAAACUGUGUUCCAAUCCUCCACAUGAAACUCAUGAGACAGGUACCACUCACACAGCCACUACUGUCACCUCAAACAUGGGCUCCAAUGAAGUUUCUCCACCAGCUACUAGUGGACAUGAAGAUCUAGGGAAUAUUCAAGGGACUUCUGUGAUUACCACCAGUUUCAGCAGUGUGACAACAGCAACCUUUGACCAGUCCCAGGCACUGACCACUAUGACACAAUCUACUUUGGUCCCCAAACCUUCAGUUCCAAGUUUAUCAUUAAUGAUAGAAGCACCUCCAGAGGAGAAGACUAACAUUCCUGCUCCAGAUGCAGUUUCCAGUACUGUGCCUAGCAUAGAGGCGUCUCUUUCUGUUAUACAUGUCUUGGAUUCAGAUGAAAUAAAAGCUAAGCAAAUGUUAAGAGAGAAAAUUGCGUUAUCAUCACCCCUUCUGCAGUCCAGUCAGUACACAGGGCCCUCUUUGAAGGAACAGUCACAGCUUCCCAAGAAUUUAGUGGCUGUGGACAAUAAUGCUAAGGAAUUCCCAUCAGAUCAGGACCAUACCAAUUCAGCUGCUGUGACUUCUAUAAUGGUGCAGCAUCCUCCAUCUCAACAACCUGAGGUAUUUCAGCAUUCUCUGCCCCAUGAGUUGAUGGCUGAGGGACAGGUGGACCAAACAACAUUGAUGGUUUCAGGGUUCUCCCCAGAAGAAUUUGCAGUCACUACAGCAGCUGAUACUGCAGCCCAUGCAAUAGCUAGUGAGGAAGCCCAAACUUUGGCCAUGCAUGCGCUACAAGCUGCACAGCAAGCUAUAAUGGGUACUUCAGGGCAGCCUAUGGGCACAAUAGUGACACAGACAGAACUGGGAUACCUUCCUACCAUCCAAGAGGGUCAAUCUACCACCAUUCCUCUUGUAUUGACCCAGCAAGAACUUGCUGUCUUAGUACAACAGCAGCAUCAAGACCAUGUUCCUACCGAGGCCCUGGCUCCUGCUGACAGUCUCAAUGACCCAACCAUUGAGAGCAAUGAUUUUAAAAAUCCAUCCAGUCUGACAGCAUCUAAUACAUUUGUCACUCCUCCAUCUGUAAUGGUAGCCAGCACAAACAAACUGCAGGCUACAACUGCUUUGACUGAGAAACCUGAACUAGCCCACUCAACCAUCAGAGCACUAAUAAAGAAGGAAAACCAAUGGUUUGAUGUGGGCGUCAUCAAAGGCACUAACAUGAUGGUAACUCAUUUUCUGCCAUCUGAUGAUACUUCUGCCAUGGAUUAUGAUUCCAACAUUAUCCCUAAUUAUAGCCAGUUGAAAAAGCAAGAGUUGCUGCCAGGCACAGCCUAUAAAUUUAGAGUAGCAGGGCUCAAUGCCUGUGGCCGAGGACCCUUCAGUGAGAUCUCAGCAUUCAAAACAUGUUUUCCUGGUUUCCCUGGAGCCCCUUGUGCAAUUAAAAUCAGUAAAAUGCCAGAUGGUGCCCAUCUUACCUGGGAACCACCUUCAAUGACUUCAGGCAAAAUCACUGAAUAUUCUGUAUACCUUGCCAUUCAAAGCUCCCAGUUAGGUGAACAGAAAAUCGCAACCCCAACUCAACUGGCUUUUUUGCGUGUCUAUUGUGGGUCUAAUCCAUCUUGCUUAGUACAGUCAUCUAGUCUUUCCAGUGCUCACAUUGACUGUACUACCAAGGCUGCUAUCAUCUUUCGAAUUGCUGCCCGAAAUGAGAAGGGUUAUGGCCCUGCGACACAAGUCAGAUGGCUACAAGAAUCUAAUAAAGAUGGUUCUAAUGUAAAACCUGCCAAUAAGCGACUGUUAUCCUCAUCUGAAAUGAAAUCAACUCUAAAGAAAUCUAAGACUGAUGGUCAAUAAGAGAAGGGCGAUUACCUCUUCUCAUUCAGGAAAUUCAACUCUCCUUUCCAUCCUCAACUUUACUUCAGAGGCACACUUGCCACUCUUCAAUUAUAUUAUUGUAUAUACCCUGCUAUUUUUGUCAUUUUUCUUUCUUGAAGAUGCAUAAGUUGUACAACUUGAAGAUGUAGUUAGAUUUACAUCUAACUUGUAUAUGAAGUUAUAGAAGACCUGCAAUUUUGAAGAAAGUAAAUGUUACUAUUAAAUUUAAGAUUGAGAAAACAAAGUUGUAACUAUAUUUUGUUUAUAACAAUGCUGCUAUAACAUAACUUUUCUCUUAGUCCAAGGGACUACUAAGAUCUACUUUUGUGCAUAAAAAUCUUGGUGAUGGGAAGAAGUUACCUAGGUCCCUUUGAGCUUUUUGGCCCCUCUUUGCUGAUCUAUUCCAUAGGAAGACAUUUUUCUUGUAUUUCUUAAAAGUUACAAAAUGGAGAUGUUUACCUUCACAUUCUUUAUUUCUAUGGAUAAAUGUUCCACCUACUAUCAGUAGUUAUGAUGAGUUAAUUUUCUUGGCAUUAAUCACACUAUGGGGUCAGUUUUGUUUUUUUAUCUAAUAAUCAUUUAAAAAUUAUUUGCCCUUAGCUCCUACUUAUUAGGAACUUUAUAUAAAAUUACCAUUUUAUUUCAAAUACAUAUAUUUUUUGUUUUAUGAAUACUACUUUCACAGAUUGUGAAACUUUUCAUUUGUGGGCAGAUUUUCAUCCCUAAAGAUAGAAAGCCCUCCUAGUUAAAAUCCUAUAUGGAGAGAUAGAGAAUAAGUAAUGGUAUAAUUUUUUUUUUAAAGUUAAAAUUGAUAGAAUGUUAAAAUUAUUAUUAUGCU